Ascoidea rubescens DSM 1968 is the source of this 2424-nucleotide messenger RNA. RefSeq lists its product as uncharacterized. The transcript has a single exon. Gene Ontology annotation, molecular function: zinc ion binding. The record is from RefSeq and is a predicted model, not a curated record. NCBI's taxonomy places the organism in Eukaryota, Fungi, Ascomycota, Saccharomycetes, Ascoideales, Ascoideaceae. The coding region runs from base 1 to 2424 and encodes 807 amino acids.
AUGGAGCAAUUUGCAGCUUGUGAUACAAUUGAUAAAUUCUACUCAGAUAAGCCCAUGUAUUUGAAUCCCAGAUAUAUAGGUGGGAACUGGAGUAAAAGAUUAUCCAAUGAAGAUAACGGGAAAGUUGGGUAUCUGGAUAUUUUAAAUAGCAUUCAGGAUAGUGAUAAACAGAAAGAGAAAGAGAAAGAGAAAGAGAAAGAGAAAGAGAAAGAGAAAGAGAAAGAGAAAGAGAAAGAGAAAGAGAAAGAGAAAGAAAAAGAAAAAGAGAAAGAGAAAGAAAAAGAAAAAGAGAAAGAAAAAGAGAAAGAAAAAGAGAAAGGAAAAAAGAACAGAGAUCAAGAAAAUAGAAAUCGAGAUUUAAAAAAAGUUGAAAAUGAAUUGGAUAUUCAAGAAGAAGAUAUUUUUCUUGAUUUAAUAGAUCCGAUAAGUCGAAAAAAUAUUAAAUUGCCCUGCAUAUCUAAAAGUUGUUUGCAUUUAUCAUCGUUUGAUUUGUCGAGUUUUUUGCAAUUGAAUGAUUUAAUUAAACUCAAUGAUGAUAGCAAGAAUAUAAAAAUGAAAAUUGGAGGAAAUAUUAUUGAUAAAAAAGAUGAUAAUGAGAAUAAAGAAGAAGAAAAGAGGGAAGAGGGGGAAGAGGAGGAAGAGGAAGAAAUCAAUUUAAAAGAUGAUAUAAGUUUAAAAGAUGUGAAUAUUAAGAAAAUUCAGAAAAAAUAUGAAAAAAUUAAAAAGAUAGUUAAAAAGUUUGAGGAAAAUCAAUUAUUAAUAUUAGAUAAAAACUUUAAAAUUACAAAUAAUUAUGAUAAUAACAAUUAUGCAAUCAAAACAUUUAAUACAAAUAUAACGACUAAAAAUAAGAUUGUGACAGAUAAGAUUAAUAAAUUAAUUAAAAAACUAAUUAAUAAGUUUAACAUUAGUAUCAAAAUAUAUUUAAAAGAUUUUAUUAAAAAUUUAGAAAGAUUAGAAAGAAGAGAGAUCAGGUUUUUUUUAGAGAGCAAUACAUUGGUAAAUUCGUUACAUGAAUUUUUUCAAGAUGAAGAAAGUGGAGCAAAAAGCGGAGAUGAUAAUAAAGGUGAUAAUAAAGGUGAUGACGAUCAUGAUAUAGAAGGUGAAAUUACUAAUGGUUGUGCUGAUAGAAGUGAGACAGAUCAUAGUAAUGAGGUAAAAAAAAGAAAGAAAGUGAAAAAAUUUGAUAAUAAAAUCAUUAAUACUAUUAAUAUUAAGAGAAUGGAUUAUUCGGAAUCAUUUGAUUCGAUAUUCAAGAUAAAUGACAAAGUUACAUUUAGUUCGAACGAAAAUUUGAAUUUGGAAGUAUCAGAUAGUUUGGUAUUAUUUGAUAAUGAUACGUUGUUUGAGCAAGAUGAUCGAGAUUUUUAUAACACUUCCAGUUAUAAUAGUUAUAAUUACGAUUACAAUUACGGACAUAAUAAUAAUGAUAAUGAUAAUGAUAAUAAUAAUCUGUAUUAUGGUGAUUUUUUGAAUUAUUCAAAUAAAAAUAAUAAAAGCAGUAAAAAGAAUGAAAAUCGAAAAAACAAUUAUAAUCGAAACAAAAACAAUCCUCAAAAAAGAAAAGUCCGGGAAAGUGAUUAUUACGGGCUAUUAUUCAAUGGACAAAGUGUUACUACGGUGUUUAAAAAUGAUUAUUCUGAUAAAUAUAGCGGUUCAUUUAGAGUCCGAUUUAAAUAUUUUAGGGAAACUAGUAAAAUAGAAAUAUUAAGCAGAUGUCCCAUUUGUGAUAAUAAAAUUGAUGUAUUAAAAGAUUUGAAGAUUAAUUUUAAUAUCUUGAAUGUGUUGCUUCUAAGCGAAUUUAAGAUCAAUAAAAUCAAAAUUGGGUGUAAUGGAUAUUGGGAAAUUUUGGAUGAAGAUGAAACUCCCAUUAAUAGGACUAUGAAUGGGAAUCCGGAUGACAAUGCCAACGAUAAUGAAAAUAACACUAAUGAUGAUACUGAUGAUGAUAAUGAUAAUGAUAGUGAUAAAACUAAAACUAAAACUAAAAAUAAAAAUAAAAAUAAAAAUAAAAAUAAAAAUAGAAAUAAAAAUAAAAAAAAGAGAAAGAAUGGGAUUAUUAAUCUUCUGGAUGAAAGCGAGCUUGAAAAUGAUCAUGAAAAGACUCAGAAUCUUGCAAAAACAGAAAAAAAGAGAAAAAAAAAUCUGGAAAAAACACCUACAGAGAAGGAAGCAGUUUCUUGGUUAGACUUGACAGACGACAAUGUUUUGAAGGACAUCGAGAACAAUUACUACAGUAGAAUGGGUGGUAAUUCUGACCAGCCCAUCGUUGUUGACGAUUUUAUAGACGAUUGCAACUUCUCGACGUCUUUUUUCUCGGACGAGGACUCGUCAUUUGAAAACGACGUCUUUAAGACUGUCGGUGACGGUUCCAACGCGUUUCCUCAGUCUGGUGCAGCAGACGACCCUUUGGUGAUAGAAUGA